AUGGAUAAUGCAAAGUUGAGGAUAAAAGAUGAAGAGGUAAAAGUGAUAUUUUACAAAGUUGGAGGUGGAGGGGGUGAAAGUGAUACUUUAAAAAGUAAAUUGAUAGAAAUAUUAUCUUACAAAAUAGAGGGGUUGCAAGUCAUGAUGGUUGAAAUUGAAGAAGUUGAUCAACCUAGAGAAACACAUGUUAUUGAUGAUAAUGAAGCAAAUGGAAUGGUAGAAUGUGAUGAAGGUAAAGGUAUUGAUGAAAGUAUAGUGGGAAUGGUUUUUGAUACACCUGAUGAUGCAUAUACAUUUUAUAAUGAUUAUGCGUUUUUACAUGGAUUUGGUAUACGUAUUGAUACCACAUUUAAACAUAAGACGACAAAGGAGCCUUAUCGGAAGAUAUAUGUAUGCGAUAAAGAAGGUUUUAAAUGGUUAGACGACAAUGCUUCAAGUGGAAUCGAGAAAAAGCGUCGUAGAGAUGUUAGAACCGGAUGUAAAGCCGAACUUCGAAUUUCAAAAAUGAAAGAUGGUAAAUGGUUUGUAGACUCGUUUAAAGACACACACAAUCAUGAUUUGAGCAUGACACCAACGAAGGUGAUGAAGCAUCGAUCUCAUGGCAAGUUCCAUCGUACAAUGGAAUGUAAAUCUCUUAUAGUGCAACUAGGUCAAGCAGGAUUGAGACCUUGUCAUGUUAAAAAGGCUAUUAAUGGAAUGAAAACGUCAACUGUGGCUGAUAUUACUUCAAAAGGAAAGGAGUUUUAUGGACUUAUAAAACAUUUCCAAGAUAAAGCCUUAUUGGAUAAUGACCAAUACUUUUAUGUGGAUUUGUGUGAUGAUGGGUCUCCUAAAAAUAUAUUUUGGGCUGAUGGAAGAUCAAGAGAUGCCUAUACUAAAUUUAGCGAUGUUGUUGUGUUUGAUGUCACUUAUAUGACAAACAAAUUCAAGAUGCAUUUUGCUCCUUUUGUUGGUGUUAAUCAUCAUGGGCAAUCUAUACUUUUUGGUGGAGCGUUGCUAGAAAACGAAAAAGAAGAAACUUUUGAAUGGUUAUUUGAGCAUUUUCUCAAGUGUAUGUUUGGCAAAUAUCCGAAGGCAAUCAUUACUGAUCAAGACAAAGCUAUGGGUAAUGCAAUAAAAAAAGUUUUUCCAAACACUCGACAUCGGUUUUGUGCAUGGCAUAUUAAGAAGCAUGAACAAGAACACAUUAAACCGUAUGUUUCCCGUUAUAGUGAUUUUAAGGAAUCAUAUACAAAAUGGGUAAAUCGUGACACCAUUGAAGAAUUUGAAACUAGGUGGGAAGUUAUACGUGAUAAACAUAGAUUAGAAAAAAAUUGUUGGAUAAGCGAUAUGUAUAACCAACGGAUACAUUGGGCUAAAGCCUUCUUGAAGGAUGUUUUCUUGGCUGGUAUGACUACAAGUGGACGGAGUGAGAGUAUUAAUUCAUUUUUUGAUGGAUUUGUUAACUCAAAUACUAUGUUGAAUGAAUUUGUAGUGCAAUAUGAAAAAGCAGUUGAGUCUAGAAGGGUUGCCGAAGAAGAUGAAAACUUCAAGACUAUGAACUCGAGACCGAUUCUUUCUUCUCUUCAUCCAAUCGAAGAAAAAGCAGGCGAGUGUUAUACUAGAAAGAUUUUUGAUAUGUUCAAAAAAGAAUGGACAGAAGCUACUAGCAAUUUAACUCACGAGACUAUAAGCAAGAGUACUGAAGAAAUCAAAUAUCGAGUGGGGCAACUGAAAGUUGAUAAAACAUAUUGGCGUUAUGUGACCUUUUGUUUUUCUAAUGAAGUCAAUGUCACAUGUUCGUGUUCUAAGUAUGAGACGGAUGGGAUUUUAUGCAAGCAUAGCCUAUAUGUGAUGAAGAAGAGACAUGUUGAUACACUACCUAGUCGCUAUAUUUUACAUCGAUGGACUCUUAAUGCUAGGUAUAAGGUGGGUAAUGGUAGAAUCGGUCUUGAAGAAAUGAACAAUGGAAAUGACGAAAAUCGGAAGAAAUCUAUUACAGUUGAGAAUACAUCUCAAGUUUCUUGUGCGGGAAUUUCACAGGUAGAUAUGAUGCCUCAGUUAUCUAUCCGGGAUCCUCUUGGUCCAACUAACACAAAAGGGCGUCCUAAAACUGCAAGUAGAAUAAAGUCUUUUUUAGAAGCGCCGAAAAAACGAACAUGCUCUUAUUGUCAAGGAUUGGGCCAUUAUGCUACUAGUUGUUCAAAAAGAAAGGCUGAUGAAUCGGUGCAAGAGAAACAUUGA
Lactuca sativa (garden lettuce) is the source of this 2223-nucleotide messenger RNA. NCBI's taxonomy places the organism in Eukaryota, Viridiplantae, Streptophyta, Magnoliopsida, Asterales, Asteraceae. The record is from RefSeq and is a predicted model, not a curated record.